AAACUAUAAGUUAAUACACUGAACACCAGAGGAUGUAUUUACCUGUAGUUGCCUCUAGGUGUUGGUACCAGGGGGUACAGUCAGUGCCCGUGACGUCACAUCAGCUGUGUGAAGCUGGCAGAGAAAAAAGCUGCCGCAAGAGGGAGGAUUUCCCCUUCAAAAUAAAACCUCUAGGGUAAAAAAACGGCAGCAAUCAGCGGAAAUAUCAGAUUGAAUAAGAGGUUGAAAAGUGACACUCUCUGAGUUUGUCCUUGUCCAAAGUAAGGGUCCAGGACAGAGGUUGCUGCAUACAGUAUAAACUGUAAAGCCCCCAUGAGGCAAAUUUGUGAUAUUAGGCUAUAUAAAUAAAUUUGACUUGACUAUAAAAAAGCUGAUAGCCUUAUUUUUUGUUUACAGUUUGACAUGUUUCGGCAGCACAGAUGUAAACAGGCCUUUUCCACAGCAGACAUUUAUUUUGACUCGUCACUGCAGGAAAAGCUCAGGUGUGAAUAAUGUCAUUAAUCAUGGCUGAAUUCCACUCAGCUGCUUUGAUUUCAGGGCUCUGAUACUGUGCUUACUGGAACACUCUAAUGCCACUCUCACCAGGACACUUGAAUACAACAGAGCCAUAGGUAACGUUAUUAGUAACUAAUGAUUUUCCUAUACUUAUAAGAUGCUAGAUAUACGCUGUGAGAAAGGCCUGUACUGCUGCAAAGAUGAAUGAGGGAUAGUGGUUUACAAGAAGCAAGUAAUAUUUGCUGUGCUACAGCAAAGCGUUAAUGGAUGAAAUUUACUUUUUUCUUUUAUUUUUCCAAAAAUAGGCAUCACGUGACGUUUGGUGUUUUUUUUAAUGUAUUUUCUAUGGGGUUGAUUUCUAUUCAAAUUGUGUACUAUUUUGUUUUUUGAUUUUAGGUUUUACUUCUUUGCAAAUGAGCUCAACCCAAAUUUCUUUUUCAUUUAUAUAUUGUUGGAUGCCAGUGGAUGGAUUUGAACGGGCCUACUGGGCAUCGGCCCAGGGGCCCCCCCAUAUCCUUCAACUGCAAAAUGUCACUCUGAUUAGCAUGUACUGACCAGGAAGAGGUUCAAAAUGACCACAAAGAGUUGCAAAAUGACUACAGAGAGAUGCAAAACUGCUUCAAAGAGACAAAAAGAGAUUCACACUGAUGACAAUAAGGAGCAAAAUAACAAGGAGACACAAAGCUACUGCUAAGGGACUUAACGUGGUUUAACAAACACACAAAGCAACUACAAAGAGACUCAAAUGACUGCAAAGAGACACAAAAUGACAACUAAGAGACAAAAUAGCCCACAAAAAGAUGCAAAAUGACCAUAAAGAAACACAAAUGGAUAACAAAUAGACACAAAGCAGCUACUGAGAGACUUAACUGAUUGCAAAGAGACACAAAGCAACUACAAGAGACACAAUGUGACUUCAAAAACAUGCAAAGCAACUACAAAGAGACACAAAACAGCUACAAAGUGAUGCAAAAGAACUACGUCAUGCAAAAUGGCCAUAAAGAAGCACAAAUGGACUUAAAAAAAAUAGACACAAAGCAGCUACUAAGAGACUCAAAUGACAAAUAAAACUACAGAAAAAUGGUUAAGGGCUAGAAGGAGAUGCAAGACAGCAAAAAAGAGACUCAACAUGACCUCAAAAAGAUGCAAAGGAACUACAAAGAGACAUAAAAUUACCAUAAAGAAAUGCAAAAUGACUAAAAAAAAAACAGUCUGUGUGUCCCUCUCCUGUGUAGGAGAGACGGUGGGGACGUCUGCAUGUCUGUGCCCUGGGGCCCGAUGUCUCAUAAUCCACCAUGUUGUACUGGUAGUAGCAGCGGCUCUGUAGACCUCAAAUCAGUACAGUUGUACCAGUAGUAGGCCACGUAGGGUCCAGGGCUCUUAUUAUUAUAUCUGUAACAUAUUAGUCUGCAUACAGACAUAUGGCAGGCCUCCUUAGUUGCUUUUCCUGAGGUUCCUAACUUUGUCUCCCAUGUACAUUUAUUUUUGGGAGGAGGAUUUCCUUUAUUAAUGUCUGAGGACAGAGGGAUGUGGUAUGAAUCAGAAUCAGAAAUAAUUAAUUGAUCCUUGAGGAGAAUUGUGAUGUGUUACAGUAGAGAAAGAAGUAAGGAUAAGAGUAUGAAAUAGAAAGUAUGUAAAUAUAAAGUAAUAGAAUCAAAAUAAAUAGAAAUAAAAUGUGACUCAUGUUGGGUUUUCAAAUAAAAUUUGAAUUGAAUUGGACCUAUAUUAACAAUCAAAAUAGCCCACUGUCCAUUUUUUUGCUUUUACACUGGUGUCCAGCAUCCCUCCAAGAAUGUCGCAACACUAAAUCAGCUUUUAUUUUGAAAGGCCCCACCGGAAGCGCCGCUGUUCCCGUGUGUGACUUGACCGCGAGAGCAGGGAGGCUACAGCCAGCGAGCUCCGAGCGGGCUGCGGAGGAUGUCGACCCCGCAGCGGGGACCAGCUCCGGGCGGGAUGCUUGUGUCCAGCCGGCUGCUCCUCGCCCCGUCGCCCCGCGCCUGCAGCCGCGUGCACCCAUGAUGACGCCCCCGCUGAUGAAGCCCCGAGCUGCCCGAGUGAGGCGGAGAGUGGCCGGAGACAGAGAGCAUGUACUGGCGCGUCGGGUUCGCCUGGACGCGGUCGUGUGUGGUUGAUCUUGGCCAGAACCAGAGCUUCUCCUCCGGCCUGCUGGGCCCCGAUGAGCAGCUCUCGUUUUAUGGGUGCAUCAUCGCCUACCCUCUGCAGGACUACGGCGGGAUCAUGUCAGCGCUGGGCUCGGACUCGUGGUGGCGGAAGACGCUGUAUCUGACCGGAGGGGCUCUGCUGGCUGCUGCUGCUUAUCUGCUGCACGAACUGCUGGCCAUCAGAAAGGAGGAAGAGCUGGACUCUAAAGAUGCCAUCAUACUCCACCAGUUCUCCAGGCCCAAAACUGGCAUCCCAUCCCUGUCCCCUUUCUGCCUUAAGAUGGAGACCUACCUCCGUAUGGUUGAUCUGCCCUAUAAGAACUACUUUGAUGGGAAGCUUUCGCCACAGGGAAAGAUGCCAUGGAUUGAAUACAACCAGGAGCAGGUGUGUGGCACCGAAUUCAUCAUCGACUUCCUGGAGGAGAGGCUGGGCGCGAGCCUCAACAAGAGCCUGACGCCGCAGGAGAAGGCGGUGUCUCGCGCCAUCACCAAAAUGGUGGAGGAGCAUUUCUACUGGACCAUAGCUUACUGUCAGUGGGUGGACAACCUGGAGGAGACCCAGAAGAUGUUGUCAGUGAGCGGGCCACUGAGUGAUCUGCUCAAGUGGAUCCUGAGUCACCUGACUGGCGGGAUUGUCAAGAGGGAGAUGUACGGGCACGGGAUUGGACGGUUCUCUGAGGAGGAAGUCUACGCCCUGAUGGAGAAGGACAUGCGCACCCUGGCAACUCUGCUAGGUGAUAAGAAGUAUCUGAUGGGCUCUAAGCUUUCGACAGUAGACGCUGCAGUGUUCAGUCACCUGGCCCCGGCUAUGUGGACGCUACCAGGAACACGGCCGGAGCAGCUGAUCAAAGGUGAGCUCAUCAACCUGGCCAUGUACUGCGAGCGCAUCCGCCGGCGUUUCUGGCCCGAGUGGUUUGUGGACCUGGAGGACUUCUGCUACAGCGACACCACAGAGAGCAGCGACGCGCCCUCCAAACUCCCCGACCUGGGCCUCUUCUCCUGCUCGGACACUUUCCACGAUGACACACACACGCACACCUCCCAGGCUCAAACACCAAAGGACCCCAUGUCGCCCGACAGCGACCCUACAGGCCACUCGCUGUAUGACUCUGACAUGGACACGGAGUGCUCUGAAAUCGACCAGCCCAAGUGUUGACGAAACGUACAUGUGUAGUACACGCCACACAUACGCACACCACAGGAGGGAGCUGCGUCCCGCCUGCACACAUGCCCCCUACCUCUCUGAUCAGAACAUACCUGGGGAGUGUUGUUAGUGUCUCCUGUGUCAGUGGAGACGUUGAGGAGGUCUCACGUGCAUACCGUAUUGGAGGACCUACUGCAGCAGAGGGAGUGAGACAGAUAGAAAUGUAAAGUUUCAGUGGAGGGAGAGAGAACAGAGAAGAAGCAGUACAAGAUUAGAAAAACACCAGGAGUAAAUGACGCCACUGCUGAGAAACUCCUCCACGUGGUCACCUGCAGUCACCGCCUGUUGUCACGUCGCCGAUUCCACGGCAACGACAUGUGCUUGACCCCCGAUGUCCCUCGUAGCAACUUGCACCGCCCAGCCUCGUGUGUUUUGACUAACUGAACCCUUAACGCCUUGUGUUGACAUGACAUCGUAGGGACCUGUCCAGGGAUUCAUGAUUCAUGUGAAUGAACUCAGUGUAAAUAUAUAAAUGGAUCGGAUUUAUUAGAUUGAUUAUAUAUGAGUAUAAAUAGUAUAGAUAGCCUGCAGAUAUAGAAUCACCCCCUCUGUCAUAUGGUGUAAAUACUGUAGGUGUUUCUCCUUCAGAUUGUCUUGUAGUAGUCUCCAUGAACGCCCACCCUGCUGGUCUAGGAUCAGUACGAGGACCUCCUGUGUUUGUCUCCGCAGCUGGGAUGUUACAGUAAUGCCUGCUGCCCGUGUUUAAGUAGUGCAGUAAAAGUUAAUGAAAGAUAAUGGGUAGUAAACUGCAAUCUGCCGUAAGCACUUAUUGUUAUUAAGACAAUUGUUUUGCCAAAAAAAAAAAAGAAUGAUAACAAUAAUUUGUCCCUGCAUUAGAAGCGUAAUGUGGCAGCAUACAUUGUCAGGUGCCUGUGUUGUUUGGAUGAGAGAUGUUCCGAUACCAAUUUUCCUGUCUGAUACUGAUUCCAAUGCCUGAGCUGGCGAAUAGGCUGAUACGGAGUACCGUUCUGAUACCAUCCAUCCAUUUUCAUCCGCUUGUCCAAGGCUGGGUCGGGGGGCAGCAGGCUGAGCAAAAUACUCCACACGUCCCUCUUCCCAGCAACGCUUUCCAGCUCCUCCUGGGGGACCCCGAGGCGAGAUGUAAUCCCUCCAGCGUCCCCUGGGCCUUAGAUACCCGAACCACCUCAACUGACCCCUAUCGACUCAAAGGAGCAGCGGCUCUACUCCGAACUCCCCUCCACAUGUCCGAGCUCCUUACGCUAUCUCUAAGGCUGAACCCAGACACCCUUCGGAGGACACUCAUUUUGGCCACUUGUAUCUGCGACUUUGUUCUUUCAGUCACUACCCAGAGCUCAUGACCAUAGGUGAGGGCUGGGACGUAGAUGGACCAGUAAAUCGAUAGCUUUGCCUUCUGGCUCAGCUCCCUCUCAACCAUGACGGUCCGGUGCAGAAGCCGCACUGACCUGCCGAUCCAUCUCACGCUCCAUUCUACCGUCACUCAUGAAUAAGACCCCGAGAUACUUGAACUCCCUCACAUGAGGCAGCAACUCUCUCUCAAUUCGACAUAGAUUUUGCCAAAUUUCUGACAUUUUGCCAACAGCUAACGAAACACUAUUUACCUGGAAAGCAGUUCUUCUUCACUGCUCUAAAAAAGUAGAUGCCAGUGGAUGCACGGCAGAACUGCGAGACUACUUUAAGACUUAUCAUUAAAUUACAUGCUAUCGUAUCAGUGCUUAGACUUGAAUACUCGUGGAUACUCGAUCCAGCAUUUUAGGUGGUAUCGGAAACAUUUCAGAUACUGAUAUUGGUACUAGAACAACUCUAGUUUAGAUCGUCAUUGAGGACAGUAGCUUAAGGUCAAAUAGACGUUCAUGCAUCUGAGCACUGAGAGCGAGUCACACAA
Epinephelus fuscoguttatus (brown-marbled grouper) is the source of this 5725-nucleotide messenger RNA. RefSeq names its product failed axon connections homolog, metaxin like GST domain containing a (gene faxca). Gene Ontology annotation, cellular component: cytoplasm. The coding region runs from base 2581 to 3813 and encodes 410 amino acids. The transcript is spliced from 6 exons. The record is from RefSeq and is a predicted model, not a curated record. Lineage: Eukaryota; Metazoa; Chordata; Actinopteri; Perciformes; Serranidae.